Molecule: messenger RNA, 2549 nt
Organism: Rhodofomes roseus
Lineage: Eukaryota; Fungi; Basidiomycota; Agaricomycetes; Polyporales; Fomitopsidaceae
Product: Cl-channel protein
Exons: 20
Coding region: 152-2443 (763 amino acids)
Biological process (GO): transmembrane transport; chloride transport
Cellular component (GO): early endosome; membrane; Golgi apparatus
Molecular function (GO): voltage-gated chloride channel activity
Source: RefSeq, a predicted model, not a curated record
CCUCGCCCAGACAUUUAGUCGCCCGCAGAUGGGGCGUCCGAUAUCGCUCGGUCACUGCUGUCCGCUGCGCUCGACGGCCUCGACGUAGCUACACCCGACGCGACUCCGUUGGACAGUCUACAUACACGGGAAGGUUUAUUCCUGAGACAACAUGCGAGGUUCACGACCACGGGUCAAGCCUCUAGACGGGCAUGGACAUGCUCACAAUCCAUCCGACUACGACGCAGAACAAGAAGGGCUGCUUGCAAAUGGAUACUCCACCGGACCUAUCCCUUCUCCAUUUCCACAGAAGGGAAAGGGACCUGCCUACGAAGAGGGCGGUGUGAUCGACUGGCAACGUGAGGAGGCGGCCGAACGGGAACGAAAGCGCAUACUCGCCAGUCACCGCGGCUUUCGAGGGUUGACAGCUAGGCUGGCAGACACGGGGAGUAUGUGGUUGGUCAUCAUCCUGACUGGUUUGGGGAUUGGAACUGCGGGGGCGUGGCUCGACGUGUUGGUGCGAUGGUUGGGCGACCUACGGGACGGUCGGUGUGCGUACGGCUUCUUUUACAACCAAGUCAUGUGCUGCAGUGGGCUGGAUCCGGGCGAGCUCUGCUACGAAUGGCAGACGUGGAGCGAAUAUCUGAACAUCAGAUGGAUACUGGUGCAGUCAUUACUGCAAUCUUCGGUAUAUAUUCUGCUUGCGGUUGUGUUUGCAGGAAGUGCAGCCGCCCUAGUCAAAUUCUACGCGCCAUAUGCGUUCCACACCGGAAUUCCUGAGAUCAAGGCCAUCCUCAGUGGUUACGUUCUAGACUCCUUCCUCUCACCAUGGACCUUGCUCAUCAAGGCGCUCGGACUGGCUCUAGCAGUGGCUUCUGGUCUAUCCUUGGGCAAGGAGGGCCCGCUUGUCCACGUCUCAUGUUGUCUAGCACUUCUCCUGUCUAAGAUGUUCAAACAGAUCCACCGUAACGAAGCUCGGAAGCGCAAGAUGCUCGGAGCAGCAGCAGUCGCAGGGGUUUCGGUCGCCUUCGGUUCGCCCCUCGGCGGCGUGCUCUUCGGACUCGAGGAACUGGAUACGUUCACGGGCGGUACAGAUGUGAUGUGGCGUGGCUUCGUGACGAGUGUUAUUGCAGCGAUGGCGUUGCAGUAUAUCGACCCGUUCGGGACGAGCAAGCUCGUGCUGUUCCAGGUGCAGAUCACAGAUGAGACAACGGUGUGGCGUGCCUUUGAGUUGAUUCCAUGGCUGUUUCUCUCUGUUCUGGGGGGGUUCCUUGGCUCGCUGCUCAUCAAGCUAAAUGCACGCAUCGCUGUCUACAGACGGAACAGCAUGCUGAACGACUGGCCAACGAUCGAGGUCGUUAGUGUCAGCGCAAUCACCGCCGCCGUUUGCUACCUGGUUGUGUUCCUCAGGGUGCAGUCAUCCGAACUGGUCGCGAAUCUGUUCAUGGAGUGCGACCCUAUCAGGGGAGACUGGCACGGUUUGUGCAACGCGACCGCCAUCUGGGCGAAUGUGUUCUUGCUCAUCCUUACCGCCGGGACGAAGCUCGUCUUCACGGCGUGGACAUUCGGUAUGAUGAUCCCGGCCGGUAUAUUCUUGCCCACGAUUGCGAUUGGGGCUUGCCUUGGACGAGCCGUUGGCCUGAUCACUCAGGGCCUGCACCGCGCAUAUCCUCACGCAUGGAUAUUCUGGUCCUGUCCGCCAGAGCCGAAUGCACGAUGCAUCUCCCCGGGAUUCUACGCUGUCAUCGGCGCAUCCGCCAUGCUGGGCGGAGUCACACGAAUGACCGUUUCCCUCGUCGUGAUCCUCUUCGAGCUGACCGGUGCGCUCUCGCACGUCCUGCCGAUCAUGAUCUCGGUGAUGGUCUCCAAGUGGGUGGGGGACUACUUCGGGAAGGAGGGCAUCUACUCGAUCUGGAUCGCGAUGCGCGCGUACCCGUGGCUGCCCCCCUCCGAGUUCCGCGACAAGGGCGAGACCGCCGCGGACGUGAUGAAGCCCGCGGCGGACCUCGUCGUCAUCGCGGAGGACACGGAGGGCGGGUGCGAGCUCGAGGACGUCGACCGCGUCGUGAGGAUGUAUCGGUUCCAUGGCUUCCCGGUCGUGUGUGGGGAGACUCUUGUGGGGUACGCGACGAGGGAGAACUUGCGGGCGGCGUUGGACCCGCUUGUUCUGGAAGACGUCGCGUCGAGGAGAGGGCGCAAGUGCACGUUUGUGCCGCGCCCGGUGGAGCUGGAGUCGGAGUCGGAGCUGGUCGACUUGUCGGACGUGCUCGAGGACGCGGUGCUGCAGAUGCGCCCGGAGAUGCCGCUCGAGCUAAUCGUCUCCACGUUCCAGAAGCUGAAUCUUCGGCAUAUCCUCUUCUCGCGGGAAGGCAUCCUGUGCGGGAUGGUCACCAAAACUGAUGUCGUGCGCCUCUUCACGGCGAAGUUCCCCUACACGUCUGCGCUCUCCAGCAAGAGCUUGUGAUUGACAAGACUCCUACGAGACUAUGUUGCGGUAUUUAACCUAUCUUUAUUGUACCUUCUGCGGGAUUCGCACAUGCUAUCGACACCUAUGGAUUCUCUUUGCGAUG